AUGACGCUGGCUGAAGAAUUCAGGUCGCGCAACUUCAGUAUCUACGGACAAUGGCUGGGGGUACUAUGCAUCAUCCUGGGGUUCGCCUUGGGCAUUGCCAAUAUCUUCCACUUCAACCUCCUGAUCAUAUUCAGCGUCAUCCUCCUUUGCUCAUCGCUUAUUCUGAUCUUCAUCGAAAUCCCUCUCCUCUUGCGCAUCUGCCCGACCUCGGCCAAGUUCGAUGCCUUCAUCCGUCGGUUCACCACAAACUACAUGAGAGCAGCCAUCUAUGGGACCAUGUCGCUCGUCCAAUGGCUCAGUCUCAUCGUGGACAGCAGUAGCUUGAUCGCGGCAGCUGUCUUCCUCCUACUGGCGGGCCUUUGCUAUGCCAUGGCAGGAUUGAAACAGCAGGAUUUCGUUGGAAGCAAGACUCUUGGAGGACAGGGUGUGGCGCAGAUGAUCGUCUAA
This is a messenger RNA of Capronia coronata CBS 617.96, 447 nucleotides long. Its product is annotated as golgi apparatus membrane protein tvp18. Bases 1 to 447 code for a protein of 148 amino acids. The transcript is spliced from 4 exons. Lineage: Eukaryota; Fungi; Ascomycota; Eurotiomycetes; Chaetothyriales; Herpotrichiellaceae. Gene Ontology annotation, biological process: vesicle-mediated transport. Gene Ontology annotation, cellular component: Golgi membrane. The record is from RefSeq and is a predicted model, not a curated record.